AUGAUUAACCUGAUGGUGAACGGAAAGACCAGGGAGGUGGAGGAAUCCACUAACCUGGAAGCUUACCUUACGGCCUUUGGCCUCGACCUGAAGUUUGUCGCGGUGGGAUACAAUGGCGAGGUUAUUAAGAAAGAGUCCUUUGCCGAGGUUGUUCUGCAGAAUGGCGACAGCCUGGAAAUUGUACGGCCGGUGGGCGGAGGGUGA
This is a messenger RNA of Geodia barretti, 204 nucleotides long. NCBI's taxonomy places the organism in Eukaryota, Metazoa, Porifera, Demospongiae, Tetractinellida, Geodiidae. The record is from the annotation of a GenBank genome assembly.